AUGGAGCUGCCUUUCCCUACCGAAGUACCAGAAUUCGACAGCGACGAUCGAAUUUCCUUCUCCAAGCUCGACAAUAAGUUCAUUGCCGUUCACGAUGACGGGUCCGAAUUCGAGUUCGAUGCAAAUUUAAGGCGAUGGGUCCCAGCAGAGUACGACGAGCAGGUGGAAGACGAUGAUAGCUCGACUUCCAGAAAAAGGAAAACCCCUUCUCAGAACGGUACAGAGUCCGAGGCGCUCAAGACUGCUCGACCCAAUAAGAAGCAAAAGGCACCACCCCAGCCCAGACAGAACACAGCCGUCUAUGUAACAGGCCUCCCGCUGGAUGUCACCAUCGACGAGGUCCAUGAAGUGUUCUCGCGCAAGGCCGGCGUCAUCGCUGAAGAGAUCGACAGCGGCGCACCACGUAUCAAGCUCUACAAUGACUCGGAAGGCAACUUCAAGGGAGAUGCUCUGGUCGUUUUCUUCAAGCCGCAGAGCGUGGAGAUGGCCAUUAUGCUACUCGACGACACAGACUUCCGGAUCACAUCCAAUGGUACCCGGGACGGCAGAAUCCGAGUUCAGGUGGCUGACUCGAGCUACAAGAAAGUCCAGCACGACCAAGCCGCAGGUGAGAAGGGCAACGACAAUGUCCAAGGUGAUAAGCAACGGCAGCAAAAGGAUAGAGACAGGCAAAAGAUCAUCAAGAGGACCCAGAAGCUGGACGCCAAACUUGCCGACUGGGACGACGAUGACCCGUAUCCAACCCGUACAGAAGCCCCUAACAAGCGGGACAAGACGGUCAUCCUGCGGCACAUGUUUACCCUGCAGGAGCUGGAGGAAGACCCCGCCGCACUGCUUGAGAUCAAAGAAGACAUUCGAGAAGAAUGUGCCAAGCUAGGGACAGUGACCAGCGUUGUUCUUUAUGACGAGGAGGCCGAUGGCAUUGUCUCCGUCAGGUUCAAAGACCCAGAGUCCGCGCAGGGCUGCAUCCGUCUCAUGCAUGGGAGAAGCUUCGAUGGCCGGGUAGUACAGGCAUCGUUAGCGACAGGGCGAGAAAAGUUCAGGCAAUCGAAGAACACGCAAGGUGAAGAUGAGGAGGAUGAAGAUUAA
Messenger RNA from Clonostachys rhizophaga, 1089 nucleotides. The record is from the annotation of a GenBank genome assembly. NCBI's taxonomy places the organism in Eukaryota, Fungi, Ascomycota, Sordariomycetes, Hypocreales, Bionectriaceae.